GGAAAAUUACAGUAUUCCAGAGAAUGCAGAAAAAAAGAAACAGAGUAUGAAAGAAAAAUACAGUAUUCCAGAGAAUGCUGAGAAAAAGAAACAGAGGAUCAGGAAAAAUUACAGUAUUCCGCGGAUUGCAGAAAAAAUGAAACAGAGUAUGAAAGAAAACUACAGUAUUCCAGAGAAUGCAGAAAAAAAGAAACAGGGUAUGAAAGAAAAAUACAGUAUUCCAGAGAAUGCUGAGAAAAAGAAACAGAGGAUCAGGUAAAAUUACAGUAUUCCAAAGAUUGCAGAAAAAAUGAAACAGAGUAUGAAGGAAAAUUACAGUAUUCCAGAGAAUGCAGAAAAAAAGAAACAGAGUAUGAAAGAAAAAUACAGUAUUCCAGAGAAUGCUGAGAAAAAGAAACAGAGGAUCAGGAACAAUUACAGUAUUCCAAAGAUUGCAGAAAAAAUGAAACAGAGUAUGAAAGAAAACUACAGUAUUCCAGAGAAUGCAGAAAAAAAGAAACAGGGUAUGAAAGAAAAAUACAGUAUUCCAGAGAAUGCUGAGAAAAAGAAACAGAGAACCAGGGAAAACUACAAGAUUCAGGAAAAGGCACAAAAACAAAGAGAAUGUGAAAAACAAAAAUAUCAGAUACCAGAAACAAGAAAAAGGAAGAGAAAACAAAGUUUACAAAACUAUCACACAAAGAAAGCUAAAUUACUAACUAAUGGUGAUGGAGCACUUCAGAAAUUUAGAACUUUAUGCAAAGAAUAUCCGAUUUAUCCAUGUGUUGUAUGUGGACGGAUUAUGUUUCGUUCGCAGGUUCAUAAAUUGGUCAAGAAGAAAUACAAAAAACCACAAAUAUCUACUUUACUGAACAGUCUUUCAGCAACCACUAUGGAACAUAUUUGUGUUUUAUGUGACAAGACCAUGAAAAAUGGCAAAAUUCCAGCACAGGCCUUAGCUAACAAUAUGGAUUUAAGUACUGUUAGAGCCGAAUUAAGUGAACUUAAUAAACUGGAGAGACACCUGGUAUCUCCAGUAAUUCCAUUUAUAAAAAUAGUCAAUUUGCCAAAACAUACACAAAAAGGAAUUUCAGUUCGCUCAGAUAUUACGAAAGUUACAACAACUUUGCCUAGAAACAUUUCUGAUGAAUCGUUCAUCAAGGUAAAACUGAAGCGCAAGUUGUGUUUUAAAGGCCAUCAUCUCUACCAGGAAGUACGUCCUAGUAAAAUCUUCAAAGCACUUGUUUUUUUAAAGAAAACAAACCCACACUUUGCAGAUAUAGAAAUUAAAGAUGAUAUAUUUAAAAGUGGAGAAUAUCUAGAUGAUAGUGAAAACUACUCAGCUGUAGAUAGCAGUGGUGCUGAUAAGGAGAGGGAAUCUGAACCUGGAAAUAAUGACCACAAUGAAAGCAACAUCAAUGCUGAAUGUGAUGAUCCUGACACAGAGGAAGAAGAGUCAACAGAAGAAUCUCAUGACUUUGCACCACCACUUGAUACAUCUCUUCAACCAUCAGACUUAACACAGUAUUAUGCUGAUCAAAAUCCAAACUCCAUAUUUUGUAUUGCCCCGGCAUAAGGAAACACACCAACAAAAGUCAUCCAUUCUGAAGGACACGCAUUUCCAAUUCAUUUCCCAAAUGGAAAAAAAACAUACACAGACAAACGCAAUACAAAAAUAUCAAUGAAACGGUAUUUCAACAGUAGAUUGUUUUCAAGUGACCAUAGAUUUGCUAGUGAUCCAGAAUAUAUAUUUUUUGCACAGUAUACAGCAGAACUUGAGGAAAUCUUUUCUUCUGUUUCUAUUGCAAUGCGAAAGUCAGUUGAUUUGAGCCAUUUGACCUCAUCUACCUUCUUGGAUUCUUCCAAAAUGAAAAAGAUGCUUAAAAAAGAUGAAUGUUACCGCUUUUUGCAGGCAGUUCGCGGU
Molecule: messenger RNA, 1903 nt
Organism: Magallana angulata
Lineage: Eukaryota; Metazoa; Mollusca; Bivalvia; Ostreida; Ostreidae
Exons: 4
Coding region: 290-1555 (421 amino acids)
Source: RefSeq, a predicted model, not a curated record